Formica exsecta is the source of this 4021-nucleotide messenger RNA. RefSeq names its product polypeptide N-acetylgalactosaminyltransferase 5 (gene Pgant5). The transcript is spliced from 8 exons. The record is from RefSeq and is a predicted model, not a curated record. The coding region runs from base 658 to 2481 and encodes 607 amino acids. Gene Ontology annotation, cellular component: Golgi apparatus. Lineage: Eukaryota; Metazoa; Arthropoda; Insecta; Hymenoptera; Formicidae.
CUUUCAGAAAGCACGCUUUGUUGCCAUAAAAAAGAAAAUUCAUCCUUACCUAAAAUAUAUGUGGGAUAUCCCGUAGAGUAAUAUAUUUUAUGUGUACUUGACAAAAAACUCUAUUCUAUCUUUAAUUCAUAUUUUAUCUAAAAUAAACAUAUACAAGUUGUCGAACUCGAAUUUGAGGGAGAUAAUAAGUCGCUAAAUAUUGAAUGAGAAGCAGAACGUAUAGGAAGAAAAACAAAAAAUCUCGAGUAGCGAUCGCGCGUUGCCCGACUAUCGAUACAUCGCUCGUCGAGUUGCCGCGAACGUCGAACAGGUGUCGUUCUGUCACUCGGCGAACCGCCCUAACCUCGGUGCCGUUCAUCGCGCUCGUUUCGCUCCGCGCCGCGUCGCGCGAUGUCAGGCGUAUCCUACGAGUUUAGAGUGCGACGACGGACGACGAUGUACGCCCGCGAGCUAUCUCCUGCAUCGCGCCGUUAAGUCGGGUAAAUCGCCGCCGAGGCAAGGAAGCGCUGAUAAGUCAUGUAAUUCUACGAAGCUUCGGUGUCGCGAAGAUAUCUCAAUUUCAAGUUUCGUCCAAGGAUCUAAAUCGCGAGUUUGGUCGCGCGGAGACUGGGUGAUGAGCAGCUCGUGGUGCAAGCGGAGGACUGCCGUCGUUGAAAGAUGUUUCGCUUCAAGAUUCGCAUCCACACAUGUCAAGUGAUACUGCUGACGUCGCUGGUAUGGUUCCUGGUCGACGUUAUGGUGCUCAUGUUCUAUUCGGACUGCAUCGGAGGGUCCGGAUGGAACUGUCCAGAUAACAAGCAACAGCAGUCCGCGCUUCAGUCCGAGGAGCCGUCCCAAGUACAUCCGAAAAUCCCAAUCGAGGAGGCGCAAGCCCUGAAACACGAGUACGCAGGCACCAAGAGGCAGUAUCCGCAGAGCGCGUUGCAUGUAUGGCGGUCGGCGAGAGUCAUCAAGGAGAGUAAGGGCAAUCCCGGCGAGAUGGGAGCAGCGGUGCACAUCCCGCCGGAGAAAGAGGCCAAGCAGCAGGAGCUGUUCAAGCUGAAUCAAUUCAAUUUAAUGGCCAGCGAUAUGAUCUCCUUGAAUCGAUCCCUGAAGGACAUCAGACUCGAGGGUUGUAAGAAUAAGAAGUAUCCCAAGUAUCUUCCGGAUACGAGUAUCGUGAUAGUUUUCCACAACGAGGCGUGGACUACUCUGCUGAGGACAGUCUGGUCCGUAAUAAACAGGUCUCCCAGAUCGCUGUUGAAAGAAAUCAUCCUCGUGGACGACGCGAGUGAGCGCGAACAUCUAAAGCAAGACUUGGAGGACUAUGUAACCACGCUACCUGUUCCUACAUAUGUGUAUCGUACCGAAAAGAGGUCGGGUCUGAUAAGAGCGAGGCUUCUAGGGGCGAAACACGUCAAGGGACAAGUAAUCACGUUUCUAGAUGCACACUGUGAGUGCACCGAGGGUUGGUUGGAGCCGUUACUCUCAAGAAUCGCUAACGAUAGGCAUACCGUUGUCUGCCCGAUCAUAGACGUCAUCAGCGAUGACACUUUCGAAUAUAUCCCAGCCAGUGAUAUGACGUGGGGUGGUUUCAAUUGGAAAUUAAACUUUAGAUGGUAUAGAGUUGCCCAGAGAGAAAUGGACAGAAGAAAUGGCGACAGAACGGCACCGCUACGAACACCAACUAUGGCCGGCGGAUUGUUUUCCAUUGAUAAAGAAUACUUCUACGAGUUGGGCGCGUACGACGAAGGCAUGGACAUCUGGGGCGGCGAAAAUCUUGAAAUGAGCUUCCGGGUAUGGCAAUGUGGUGGAACAUUAGAAAUCAGCUCGUGCUCUCAUGUGGGACAUGUAUUCCGGGACAAGAGUCCAUAUACAUUCCCUGGCGGUGUCAGCAAGAUAGUCCUGCACAAUGCGGCCAGGGUGGCCGAGGUCUGGAUGGAUGAGUGGAGAGAUUUUUACUAUGCCAUGAAUCCAGGAGCGCGUAACGUCGAUGUCGGCGAUGUCUCCGAACGGGUAAAACUCAGAGAACGAUUAAAGUGUAAGAGCUUCAGAUGGUAUUUGGAGAACAUAUAUCCGGAAUCGCCAAUGCCGCUAGAUUAUUACUAUCUCGGCGACGUGAAAAAUGUUGAAACGCAAACUUGUUUGGAUACUAUGGGUAGAAGGACUGGAGAGAAUGUCGGAAUUAGUUAUUGUCAUGGAUUAGGUGGUAAUCAGGUAUUUGCCUAUACUAAGCGGCAACAGAUAAUGUCCGACGAUAUGUGCCUUGAUGCAGCUAGUCCACAAGGUCCUGUGAAGAUUGUGAGAUGUCAUGGCAUGAGUGGUAAUCAAGCAUGGGUUUACAAUGAUGAGACCAAAAUGAUUAGACAUACAAAUACAGGUUAUUGCUUAUCGAAACCUCAUUCGGGCGACGCGUCGCAACCCGUCUUGACGCAGUGCGAUGUCAAUAAUAUUGGCCAAAAAUGGAUCAUGCGUAGCAAAUUCAAAUGGCAAGCCAGCUAAUACGAAUCGACUCUAAACGCCAGUUUUAUACGCAAUAUUUGUUAAUAUAUCUAAUAAAUGAUAACCGAGAAGAUGUGGACUCAGCGCGAAGAACCUUGCGCGCGUAGAACAAAGUAUUACAACAAGUGGCUGAAGAGACAAGUUCAGUAUCAUGCCUAAUCAUGAUUUAAAUGUGUGCAUUAAAUGGAAUUGACAGUGCGCGUGGAAUCGAAUCGCAUCGUAAGCGAGAUCGUAGUUAAUUGAUUAAAUUCUAUAGGAUCCAUUCGCUAUUGAUAGAAUAGUACCGAGAAUUUACUGCCAUUCUUUGUGUAUGGCACAGUCCUUAAGAGGUACGGCUUGUUUAAUGCACAUAAGAGUGACAGGGAUGAACUUCUUUGACCGCGUGUAGACAUGAGUGUGGACUAAACGAUGAACAAAGUGAAUUCUUUUUCUUCUUUCCUGACUAAGAAAAGCAGUAGAGAAGAAAGCAUAUCAGAUGACACUGUUAUAACUAAAAUAAUUGUUAAUACAGAAGAGAGACAUAUUUGAUAAUUUCGGAUGAGUGCAAUGAUGGAUGAUUGAUUGACCAUUAGAUCAGUGCGCAAUAAUAAAAUGUGAAUAUCCUAGAAAUGCAUCGCGAAAUAAUGACGGAAUGAAUGCUCGAAUGCUAGUGAAAUCGAUGUGAUUACGCUACCGAUAAUAAUAUAGAAGUUAUUAUUGUACAAUCCAUUUAAUAACUAGGAAAGAGCACUGGAUCUUUUUAUAUUCUAAUAGUUCCUCCUCGUUGCAUCUCGUUCGUAUAAUUUAAUUGUUACGCGUCGUUUCACGUAAAGAAUGUACUUAUCCAGAUUUCACAACAAUGUAUAGAGAAUCCUUCCAUCAGGUUUUAGUUAAAUGCAUGCGAUUAUUGAUUGUCAUUCAUUACAGAGACAUAAUGCAAUCUUUCAAUGUUUUUUUAGAGUGUCUUCCCUAAUUAACGAUAACAAGCGAAUAUUUUCCCGGGACAUUAACAGACAUAGCGCACAUUUACGAAUUAUUUAUUAAUUAUUUCCCUAGAUGAUUUUUAUCACGAAAUUUACCGCGAAAAUAGAUCGCAAUGAAAAAUUACGCUUCAAAGUAAAUAAUUUUUAUAGACACUUGUAUUUCAUGCAGAAACUAAUUCAACCAGAUCACGUUGUUUCAAAUCCUAGUAUUUUCCUCUUUAAUAUCAUGUUUUGUGAUAAAAUGUCUUUUUUAUCUUUCCCACAAUUAUGAAAAUUACAUUUUAGCUUAAUGUAAAAAAUUCCUAAAUUUAUAAUUCUUCAGGAAAAGUAUUUAUAAAUUUGCAUUCUUGUGAAAUAACUUCCAAUACGAUUUUAAAAGAUCUUCCUUUGUAACUGCGAUUGAAUGAUAAAUAUACUCAUUAUUCUUAUGUAAUCCAAAAGAAUGUUAUGGUGAUGGUGCAACGUUAAUAGCUUGACAUUUGUCUUUUCUAAGACUGUGGUAUUUAUUUUUGUAUAAAACACAAAUUGAGAUAUGUUAAAAUAAGUGAUGUUAUAGUUCACUUUAUAUAAAUGAUCUA